Molecule: messenger RNA, 1482 nt
Organism: Acanthoscelides obtectus
Lineage: Eukaryota; Metazoa; Arthropoda; Insecta; Coleoptera; Chrysomelidae
Source: the annotation of a GenBank genome assembly
AUGAGUAUCAGUUCAAGUAGCGAGUUUAGUGAGGAAGACCCAUAUGUAGAUUCUGGGACUGACUACGUGUUAUCGGAUUCCACCGAUUCUGAUGUUCCGGGUCCUAGUCGACGGCGAUCAAAGCAUUUUGUUAGUGCUAAAAAAGGUACCCAUAAAAGUAAUGAGCAGCAAAAAACGUCUGUGAGUAAUAAUACAGAAAUUCCAAACAUUCAAACCGUUAAGAAAAAAGGCAAGAAACGGGUGAGGAUGGAAAGCAAAUGGAAACGAAACAUUAUGAAGAGUAAGCAGGCUAGAGGGGAAGAAUAUAUUAAUUCGGCAAAUAAACUAAUUCAAAAGAAAACUACUGGACCAAAUUGCCAUUGUAGAAAAAGAUGUUUCACUAAAAUAGACGAUACCCAACGACAGAACAUACUUGAGCAGUUUUAUAGUACGGGAGAUAAAACUAAACAAGACAUUUACCUAGGGGGAUUAAUCAGUGUGUCAAAUGUGAAGAGGAAACGCCCGACUACAGGAGAGGGUAGAGAAAAAAGCAACACCUAUCAGUAUAAGUUACGGGCAGGAAGCCAGGAAACCAUAGUAUGCAAAAAAGCAUUCUGUUCUUUGCAUGGAGUAUCAAAAAAUAGAGUUUCUCAGAUUGCCAAAAAUCUGACGCUGGGUAGUAUUAUGUCACCUUCCGAUAAGCGUGGGAAGCAUUCCAAUAGGCCGAACAAAAUCAGUGAAGAAAUAAUAGCGCAAAUAGAAGAACAUAUUCGGAGUUUUCCCAGAAGAAAAUCUCAUUAUAGUAGGGAGGAUAAUCAGAAAAGGUAUUUUUUAUCUCCUGAGUUGAAUAUUGCAACAAUGCAUCGCCUCUACCUUCAAAAAUAUGAGCCAGAAAAGUAUGCUCUCCUAGACGAUGGGAAAAUUUUGAAGGACAUUAAACCAGUAUUUCCAGAACCCGGUCACAGCUUUCUGCCGUGCGACCGUUGCUUUGGUUUAAUUGAAAAAGAAAAACGAAAAAAAGAAAUAGUAUACUUACCUUCUGAAUGGAAAAAAUUAGUCAAGAAUACAUCUAAACAGUUUCGCGUAAUAGACGUUACCCAGGAUAUGAUCCUCGAUUUUUCGAAUACUUUUAAACCUAUUUUUAAAAAAGCCAUAAGUAACCAACAAAAAGAAAGAUUUACCAUCUCAAAGUAUCGUCUUUUCAAAUAUGAAAGAAAAAACAUAAUACAGUGUAGUGCUACAGCAGGUCUAACUUUAUAUUCAUCAUUUGUCAUCAAAAAACCUAACGCAGUUUUAAUUUGGCCAAAUACUAAACUGUACAACACAUUUCCACUUAAAAUAAACCCCAAAAAAAUAGCAAAUGUGAUGUCUUUGGCAGAUCACUACGUACCACCAAUAUAUAAGUGGUACUACGAGCAAAUACGGGUCACAAAUCAAGAUGAACAACAACGAGAAGAAGAACUUGACAGCGAUAGUGGCGAAGUUGAAACUGAAGAUUUCUAG